Messenger RNA from Fimicolochytrium jonesii, 903 nucleotides. RefSeq names its product TB2/DP1, HVA22 family-domain-containing protein. The record is from RefSeq and is a predicted model, not a curated record. Bases 193 to 726 code for a protein of 177 amino acids. The transcript has 5 exons. NCBI's taxonomy places the organism in Eukaryota, Fungi, Chytridiomycota, Chytridiomycetes, Spizellomycetales, Powellomycetaceae.
UAUAUAGUCACCAGCUUUGCUGCGAAAUAAAUUGUGCAGUUCUUCAUCCUCUCGGAGCUCGCGAGCGCGCAAUUGAUUGAACCAGCGCGCAAUCAAUGUGCAAAGCCACACCAAAUCUCCACGACCUGCGAGUUCCAGAACAUAUGCUGGAAACUCGUGUGCAAACUUCCCAUCAUAGCAAUCAUAGCAAUCAUGUCGUCUGACAAGUUCCAGCAAUAUUUGAAGAAGCUCGACGUUGAGCUCUCCAAAGUGCCCGUCGCCGUCGAAGUCGAGCGCCGAACCGGGCUGCCAAAAACCUACAUCUUUGGCGGGAUUGGCGCUUUCUUCACCGUGCUGAUCUUCCUGAACAUCUGGGGUGCGCUGUUGACCAACUUGCUCGGGUUCCUGUACCCGGCUUAUGCGAGCUUCAAGGCGGUGGAGAGCCCAAGCAAGCUUGACGACACUCAAUGGCUUACGUACUGGGUGGUGUACGCCUUCUUCAGCGUCGCCGAGUUCUGGACGGACACUCUUCUCUACUGGUUCCCAUUCUACUACGCCUUCAAGGCAGCUCUCAUCUGCUACCUUGCGCUCCCUCAAUUCCGCGGUGCCCAGUUCGUCUACACCAGCUUCCUUCGCCCGUACCUCGCCUCGAACGAGCGCGUCGUUGAUAGCAACUUUGCCAAGUUAAGGACCAACGCCACGUCGGCGGCUGCGGACUUCAUCGCCGAUGAGGUGAAGAAAGAUUAGAUAGCCGAACAGGAAGGAGCUGGAACGGCGGGGAAACUUUGGCCAAGUCAGGAGCAUCUAUGGGGACUCUCGGUGCUCUCCGCUUUGCAACUGCGCCGGAUUACAGUUGGCAUGUUUUGCCCUUUUUGAUGUUUCUCUAUUCUUCUUGGUCAUGCAUUUACAUCAAUACAUCACGGU